CACUUAUUUUGUUUCCAAUAAAUCAAAGCUCCAAUUUUUAUUAGUAUAUUCUCUCCAAAGUCUCCACUAAGAAUUCACUUCCCCUUUUCUUCUUCUUCUUCUUCUUCAUCACAUUCCUUUGUUUCUAUUCUCUCCUUCACAACCAGGCCAAGGUAAAGCUGUAUUCUUUGUUCUUUCUGAAGAAACCAUGCCUGUUCUUACAGAGAGCUCAGAGCACAUGAAAUGGAGAAGACCCAGAAGCCAAUUAAUCCAGCCCAUUUCAGAAACAGAUCCAUACAACCCAAAUCCAGCACCAUCCAUAAUCCAAUCCACUCGCUGCAAAUCCACAAUCUCCUCCCUCCUCCUCUCCAACUUCACCGCCACCACCAAUGAAGCCUCAUCCUCAAGCCUCAGCACCAAGAAGAAGACAAACUUCCCCUCAUCAGCAAAGUUCAGAGGCUUGGGCUGCACAGCCUCAGCCUCACAGCAAGUCUCAGUGCCAGCUGUGAUCAGGAGCUCAGCAGAUUGGGAAGGGAAGAAGGUGAAGAAGAAAAAGGUUAAUAAGAAGAAUGUCAGGAAUGAGUUCAAGGACAAGAGCCAGAACCAAGGAGUGGUUGAUGGGCCUGUUGGGUUUGGGUUAAAUUCUGCAACUUGUAUGGAUUUUCAGGAUGUUUGGUGUGGGCCUGGAAUUGGGUUCUCAGCAGAGACUGCUGGCUCUGUGGAUUGUGUUGUGGCUAGGAGAAAUGUUUCUGGAAGAGGCAAGAUUGAUGGGGAUCAUAAUAGGAUGAACAGCCACAGGGAGGUACGUCCUUGUUUAGCAAGGCGAACUGUGAACCCGGAUACUAUCUCGUUUCUUGAUUCUGAACCUGAAUUCCUCUUAAGCCGCCCUGGAUCAGAGGUGUUUGGAAGUAGGUGUUAUCGACAUGUUCGCCAUGCCUCUCCUGAAGGCCUCGCAGAGAUUAUGAUGUUUCAAAGUAGUCUUAUGAUGGGUGGAAGAUCAGACAUGGAUAGAUAUAGAGAGUGGAGACUUGAUGUUGAUAACAUGACAUAUGAGGAACUGCUUGAGCUAGGUGAGAGAAUUGGUUAUGUGAGUACUGGAUUAAAAGAAGAUGAGAUAAGCCGGUGCCUUCGAAAAAUUAAGCUUUCAAUGUUGAGUGAUCGGUCACAACAUUCACCUGGGCAAAUAGAUGGCAAGUGCAUCAUUUGUCAGGAGGAAUAUGAAGCAGAUGAUGAGAUGGGUAGACUGAAUUGUGGACACCUCUUCCACUUACAGUGUAUAGAACAGUGGCUUGCUCAUAAAAAUACUUGCCCUUUUUGUAAGGUUGAAGCGACAACUAAACGCUAGGACUGGUGAACUCUAAGUUUCCCAUUCAGUGCUGGUGUUUUUGUUAACUGUGGAGCCCUGCAUGUAUAGAUUUGUUCUUCAACACAUGAGCAAGUAUUCAUUAUUUGGUUUGAAGUCUUGGGCGUUUUGCUCUUUGGGCAUUUCCAUGUUAUCAAUUUGGAUGGUGGUCAUUACAAUCUCUACAAACAGUUCUUAUAUCAUACUUAUUUUGUGGUUUCUCCUGCCUUUUACAUGCUUAUAAAUUCUUGAAAUGCAAU
Molecule: messenger RNA, 1581 nt
Organism: Rosa chinensis
Lineage: Eukaryota; Viridiplantae; Streptophyta; Magnoliopsida; Rosales; Rosaceae
Exons: 5
Coding region: 188-1324 (378 amino acids)
Molecular function (GO): ubiquitin protein ligase activity
Source: RefSeq, a predicted model, not a curated record